AUGGCGCCGACAACCAAGAAGGCGUCUCCUACGCUGAAGCAGCUUGAGGCGAAGCUGAGGUCGUCCGAUGAGUUGUUUCAUGCGGUGUACGCGUUCGCCAGCGAGAUGAACAACACGACCACGUUGAGUCAAGUGAAGGUUCGCUUGGAAAAGCUUGACGGACUUUGGGAGAAAGUCAACGAUACCAUUCUGGACAUCGAGAUGCACGAGGACUACGCCGGCACGGACGACGCGUACAGCAAGAAGAGGAAGGACUGCCUACAGUGUUACUACGACACCAAGACGCUGUUGGUGGACAAGGCCAAAGAGUUGGAAACCUACCCAGAUCUAAACACGACCCAACGCGAUCUCAACGCGACGCAACAUCCAAUCCACGACCACGUGCGACUGCCACAAAUCCAGUUGCAGAAGUUUGACGGCAAGCUGGACGAAUGGUUGAGUUUCCGGGACUUGUACACGUCGUUGAUCCACUGGAAGAAGGAUCUUCCGGACAUUGAGAAGUUCCAGUACCUCAAAGGAUGCCUGUUGGGCAAGCCGCGAACAAUGGUCGACAUGAGCGCCAAGAAUUACCAGGUCGCGUGGGAGAUCCUGACGAAAUACUACAACGACAACAAUCUGCUGAAGCGAAGUCAGGUUGAAACGCUGUUCAAUCUUCCGACAUUGACCGAGGAGUCGGUAACUGAUCUUCAGGAACUUCUGGAAGGGUUCGAACGGGCCGUUCGGACGCUCGAUCAGUUUGUGAGUCCGGAAGACUACAAGGACCUGUUGUUGCUGCACCUUCUCUCUUCGAGACUUGAUCCUGUCACAAAGCGAAGCUGGGAAGAAGUCACAGCGGCAAAGGCGAACAAGGAAAACAAGGAAUCCAACGAGCCCAAGGAGAAAGAAACGGUCAAGGACUUGACUGAUUUUCUGUACACCCGGAUUAGAGUUCUUAGUUCGCUAAAAACAAUGACUGCAGGAAUCAAGGCGGAUACCAAACCAUCCAAGCAGAGGAAGGCUCCCUUCACCCGGUCAAGCUACAAUGCGGUGCAGUCGCCUGGGAUCAGCUGCGUAGUCUGCUCAGAGCCCCAUCUGUUGUACAGAUGUCCGACAUUCCAAGGCAUGUCAGCAAGGGACAAGGUGGUGCGAACGAACUCUAUGUGCUUGAACUGCUUCCGUCGUGGACACCAAGCGACACAAUGUACCUCACGUUUUGUCUGCCAGAACUGUUCGGCCAAGCACCACACCGACGACACGACAAGACACUCGGUGCAAAAAUCUGAUUAA
Culex pipiens pallens (northern house mosquito) is the source of this 1266-nucleotide messenger RNA. RefSeq lists its product as uncharacterized. The record is from RefSeq and is a predicted model, not a curated record. Lineage: Eukaryota; Metazoa; Arthropoda; Insecta; Diptera; Culicidae. The transcript has a single exon. Bases 1 to 1266 code for a protein of 421 amino acids.